UUGUUUUCUCAUUGAAUACGACAGUCUGAUCGAUUGUGUCUCUCGUGUUAUUUAUCUCCCUCAGAGGUUGUUUUAUGUUUUUUCACAGUCAUGCUGUCGAUCAGGAUCGCUUUACUGCUGAAUCUCUUCAUAGAGACGUCUGUGUCCUUCUCUGUAGAGGUUCCUGGUGAUCCUAUAGAGGCUCGUAUCGGAUCCACAGUGAUUCUGCCCUGCUGGAUCUCUCCUCCGGAGAACGCUGAAGCUCUGGAGAUACGCUGGUACCGUCAUGAUCAGUUCAACAACCCCAUCGUCUUCUAUCGUGACGGGAAGAUCCAGGACAUCCAGGAGUGUUUCAAGAACCGAAGCUCUUUGUCUCCACGCUCAGAUCAGUCUGGUGGACUGAAGGAUGGAGACGUCUCUCUACGGCUGGAGAAACUCACAUUUCAGGAUGAAGGUUCAUUUCACUGUUAUGUGAGUGGAGACAGUUCAUACGGCAGCAAAGUCGUAGACCUCAAAAUCACCGAAUGGAGUUCGUUCUCCGAUCUACCUGAUUGGUCCGGUCCAUGGAAGGCUCUUUUCUUCUCGCUCCUCAUCUUUGCUCUUCUGGCUUUGGUUGGGUUGAUCCUCUAUAAAUACAGAGACAAACUAAAAGGAACGAAACCAGCUAAAGAAAAAGACAUAAAUAUAGAAGGACUGAGGAAACAUGCAGUUGAGGUCACUAUUGACCCUGAAUGUUCACAUCCAGAGCUGAAGCUUUCUCAGGACUGUAAAAUGGUGAGGAACGGUCCAGAAUAUAGUCCAAGUGGAGAUGGAUUUCCAUAUGAAUUAUGUGCAUUUGGAGCUCAAAGAUUCACUUCUGGUCUUCACUAUUGGGAGGUAGAACUAGCACAAGGACUUACACCUCCUAAAAACUACUGGUUAAUUGGUGUGGCGAAAGAUGGAAGCUUUGCGUCAAGAGACAGAUCUGCUUUAACUCCAUCAGCCGGUUUCUGGUUCUUGUGUUCAGAUGGUCCUAAUGGCUUUUACACCAACACUGAUCCACCAGUUAAACUCUCACUGACACUGAGACCUGAACGACUGGGAGUUCUGUUAGAUUAUGAUGAAGGUCAGCUGUCAUUUUACAACGUGACAGAGAGUAAACAUCUCCUGACCAUCAGCAGCAUAUUCUCUGGACCAGUCGUUCCUCUCUUUAAUCCUGGAGUUGGAGAUCAGGGAGUGCUUGAAAUUCUGGAUUGCCCCAUAUUUAUAGAGUCAAGUCAGCUUUUACAGAGUAUGCACAGCUAAGACUGACCUGACAGACCACUGUUGUUCUGUACUGUACGUGAAGAAGGUCAAAAACACUAAUCUUCAUCCAAUGUUAAGAUCAGGUGUUAGAUUACCAGGCUACUUGCAUGAAGAUGAUGUAAGUUUCAUGUAUUUGGUGUUAGGGUCAAACACAUCUGACAAAUCUCGGGUUAGGGUUAACUACAAAUAUAUUUAUGCGUCAUUCUUAUGUACUAAACUACGUAUGUGUUACAUGCAUGUGGAAAAAUCAGGAACAGUCUUGCUUAUCCAACACUGUGCUCUUUCCUUUUUCACAAAAACAGUGGAAUUAUUUAAUGGAAUGAGAGCAAUGGACAUGUUCUAUCUACAGAGAUGAUGAAGUGAAUGGAUUUAGAGUCUCUGACAAACAAUAAAUGGUCUUUCUCAAGCACUGAACUCUUUUCCAUAAUGGAGACUGGGACUAUUUUAAUGUCCUCGUCUCUUUUCUUGCUUAGAUCCCAUCUUGUGAGGACU
Puntigrus tetrazona (Sumatra barb) is the source of this 1755-nucleotide messenger RNA. Its product is annotated as butyrophilin subfamily 1 member A1-like. Lineage: Eukaryota; Metazoa; Chordata; Actinopteri; Cypriniformes; Cyprinidae. Gene Ontology annotation, molecular function: protein binding. The record is from RefSeq and is a predicted model, not a curated record.